CUGUAAAUGCAAACAUGCUAUUUAAUUAAAAAUAUUAAUUUGACUUUAAUCAGUUUUUAUCAACCUGCUAUUUACACUUGCUUUUAGUAAGUUACUUGUACUUUGAGGUUGAAAAAUCUUACCAGCUCAGUUUACUUGAGUUAGAUUAAUUUAGAAAAAGUAAGUUUAUGAUCUGUGGGCAUGCGCAGAUCAGUCCUCUCUACGCUAGAUAGGCGAUAUUUGUUCACCACUAUGGCCCCGCCCUUCAAUAGCUACUAUUGGCCAGGCACUUACGUACCUGAUUUGUACAGGUCAUAUCCCCUGACCAACCUUAACCAAUCCAGGUGAAUUGCCUAACCCCAACCAAUCAAGCUGCUUCGUAGGGCGGGUCUUGGCGUGGCGGGAUUCGUAAUUUUGCAGACAUGUCACAUCGUGCCUGCAACUGACCAAGUGGAGCUGGACCUAAACAUCGCUUCAACGGCGCUUUUGUUUAUCUUCAUCAUAACAGCGAUUCUUGUGCUUGGCACACUCAUUUGGCUCAAGCAGAUGGUGAUCAAUCCACACAUAGGUAGUCCCAGCAGUAAAAGAUACUGUGGGGUCGACUUAUAGCCCAUCAAGAUGAUGACUUCAGCAGUGUUGCACAAGCACUGAUCAGAAAAUACCCCUGCCUCGCUGAGCCUGGACCACACAAAUGGUAUGGCUGGAUAAACAGCCUUAAAUUUAAGAUGGCCAAUUAUCGCACAAAGCUUCGAAAAGCUGGAUGUGAGGAUGUAGCAAUCCUGGUUGAAAAUGGUUGAACGAUGGCCAGCACUCUUCACAGAGAGACAGGUGUUUGCUGAGUUUAAUAGAAUCGCCAGUAAGAAUCUUGAGGGAGACUUUUUUGAGGCUCUGGACCAGUACACGCCACGUUUCAUCAAACUCUUCAAAACAAAGAAGGGAACUGUUGGUCAGAAACUCAGGGAGCUGAUUCAGCACAUAAGCUGUAAGACACCAGACGUGACAGUACUUCACUCUGUUGUCCUCAAAGGCAUUCCCAUUUUACUCUGUGAUGAAUCCAGUGAAUUCUACAAGACCUGCUCUGAUACAACGAGAGACGAGGCCCUAGAAUGCAUCACUGUUGGUGUGCUGACAGUUGUCAGUGAAGAUAGUCCUCAUGAGGGUCAAAGCUCAGUGGACCUCCAGCCCAUCUCCACUGCCAUCAUUCUGGAGGGAGGUAUUGUCAUGGAUCAUAUUAAAAACUUGCCUCAGGCAGUUUGUCUGUUGUUUGGACUUACAUAUGUAUUGCAUUUGGAUUACCCAAAAUGCAUGGCAAAUACACUCAACUUCAUUCAGACUGUGAUGCUUGGACUGGGAAAGAAAAAACUCCCAUCAAAACUGUUAACUCUGAAGAACAGUCUUCUGGGUUAGAACAGUAAAGAGCUGUCAGAUAGCACUUUGUAAGCUUUGCAGCCAUUAAUGUUCUCCUGUUAUCAGAGAAAGUUUGAUGCUUUCAUGCAACUGUUCACGCUAAUUUACGAUCUCAUUUUAAAAAAGAAAAGAAAAAUUCCAUUGAAGUCUGUACCAUGUUAUGCAGGUAUGCUAAUGGUGGAAAUUGAGCUGUUUGCAAAGUGUGGUUAGUUAUUAUUAGAUGAUAAUGUCAGAAAAUAACCUAGCAAGGUUGUCCUGUUUACAUUUGUGUUUUUGGAAAACUUUUAAUAGUUUUAAUGUAGUACAAAUACAAACCCCAAGGACUGAUUUUUUUUCUUUGUGGUGGUUUAAUCUUUGGACUGUUCAAUUUGAGAAACAAAAGCUUUUGUUGUACUUACAGCUUUGAUCAGAAAUGCACUGAUUUUUCCAUGCACUGAAGUCCUGUAGUUAUCAGGUUUUUACCUGUUUAAUAUUGGGAGACUCUUAUUAGCUCACAGAAAUGUGGUUUUAUUUUUUAUAUUUUUCCUUUAUUUUCUACAGUUAAAUCAAACAACAACUUUGUUG
Messenger RNA from Carassius auratus (goldfish), 1950 nucleotides. RefSeq lists its product as uncharacterized. The coding region runs from base 769 to 1386 and encodes 205 amino acids. Lineage: Eukaryota; Metazoa; Chordata; Actinopteri; Cypriniformes; Cyprinidae. The record is from RefSeq and is a predicted model, not a curated record. The transcript has 6 exons.